CAACUCCACCACCAAAUAAGAUUGGACAAAGAGGGCGAAUUCACCAUGAAGGGAAUCGGAAAGUUUGUCAAACGGGCUCCCCAAAUGAUGGGAAGCAAAGUUGGUCUUUCGCAAAAAUCAAAUGAUGCCGUAUUCGAUGACCUCAAUAGGCGAUUUGGAAUCAUUGAAAAGUAUUCAGAAAAGCUGCAAAAAGAUUCAUCAUCAUUUCGAGAUGCUGUCAAAGCGAUGUUAUUGAGCGGAUCGGGAUUUUGUGAACAUUAUGGAACCUUGUUCAGGCCGAUGGGCAAUGAGAUUGAUAUCGAACGUGCACAUCCUGAAGCAACAAAUACGAUUGUCAAUGCCAGCUAUUUUCAGCAGGCUUUGGAUGAAUUACGUGAACUUUUAACGCCUGAAGUUGAAUUGAUCGAAUCAAGAAUUUUACAGCCAGUUCAAGAAUUCAUUUCUAUUUGCAAAACGGUUCGCAAAAAUAUCACAAAGAGAGAUCACAAAUUGGUUGAUUACGAUCGUCACAAUAAUGCAUACACCAAAUUGCGCGACAAGAAGGAAAAGACUCUCAAAGAUGAACAAAAUCUGUUCAAGGUUGAACAAGAUUACGAAACGGCUGCUGCAGAUUACGAGCAUUAUAACAAUUUGAUGAAGGAAGAAUUGCCAAGAUUUUUCGAAAUGGCGACCCGAUUCAUGACACCCUUGUUUCAUUCGUUCUACUACAUGCAACUAAAUGUGUACUAUUUAACUUUGGACAAGUUACAAAACUUUGCCAAUGGUAAGUACGACAUCUCGGCAGAAAGUGUUGCUCGUUUAGAACAAGAUUACGUUUCACAAUUAAACGAUGCUUCUGAACGAUUAGAGGCAUUGACUAUUCGAAAACCAGCAAUGCCAUCAGCAAGGUUAUUGCAACAAGCACGAUCAAGUUCCGGCGCAGGAUCUGGAAGCCCAACAUCUACUUUGGGAUCAAAGGCAAGCUUAGGAAGAUCUGCAUCAACCACAUCCGCUGCGCCGCCGCCAUCGUACAGUGCAGGCGGAGCAUCUACCGCUGCUGCUGCUGCCACCACCAAACGAGCACCACCGCCAAUUCCCGGAAAGCCUGGCGUUGCCGCUAAGCCGGCAAUUCAAUACGUUGUUGCUCUUUAUGAUUAUGCAGCACAAGCAGAAGGGGAUCUCACUUUUAAUGCAGGAGAUCGUAUCGAAGUUGUGGAAAAGACCGCAAGCACUGAAGAUUGGUGGACAGGAAGGUUGAAUGGCGUACAAGGCGUUUUCCCAGGAAAUUAUGUACGAGAUGAGUGAUCAUCAGUCUUUCUUACUUACGAUUGGGUAAUCAUUAAGAUUUGUCGUGAUCUGUUCCUCUUCCUCUCUCUCAUUCGUACGACAAUUGCAGGUGUAGAUU
This is a messenger RNA of Meira miltonrushii, 1384 nucleotides long. RefSeq names its product BAR-domain-containing protein. Gene Ontology annotation, biological process: endocytosis; actin cortical patch localization; plasma membrane tubulation. The coding region runs from base 46 to 1284 and encodes 412 amino acids. The record is from RefSeq and is a predicted model, not a curated record. Gene Ontology annotation, cellular component: Rvs161p-Rvs167p complex; medial cortex; mating projection tip. NCBI's taxonomy places the organism in Eukaryota, Fungi, Basidiomycota, Exobasidiomycetes, Exobasidiales, Brachybasidiaceae. Gene Ontology annotation, molecular function: lipid binding; protein binding. The transcript has 2 exons.